Molecule: messenger RNA, 1024 nt
Organism: Wyeomyia smithii (pitcher-plant mosquito)
Lineage: Eukaryota; Metazoa; Arthropoda; Insecta; Diptera; Culicidae
Product: histone H4
Exons: 1
Coding region: 27-338 (103 amino acids)
Biological process (GO): nucleosome assembly
Cellular component (GO): nucleosome
Molecular function (GO): protein heterodimerization activity; DNA binding; structural constituent of chromatin
Source: RefSeq, a predicted model, not a curated record
UUCAUUCGUUUAAUACAAAGCAAAAAAUGACUGGUCGUGGUAAAGGAGGAAAAGGACUCGGAAAGGGAGGUGCCAAGCGUCAUCGCAAGGUUCUUCGUGAUAACAUCCAGGGUAUUACUAAGCCCGCCAUCCGUCGUCUGGCGCGUCGUGGAGGAGUAAAACGUAUCUCUGGCCUGAUCUAUGAAGAAACCCGAGGUGUGCUGAAGGUUUUCCUGGAAAACGUUAUCCGUGACGCUGUCACUUAUACUGAACACGCUAAGCGCAAGACCGUCACCGCCAUGGAUGUUGUCUAUGCACUGAAACGACAGGGACGCACGCUGUACGGAUUUGGAGGUUGAAUAAUUCGAACUACUUACAACAAAAGGCCUUUUUCAAGGCCACAACAUGAUGAAUGAGGGUUUGCUUGAAUGUAAACGUCGUUAGCCUUUUUUAAGAAGGUUUUUUAGAUCGUUCGAAUAGAUAUUCAUUUUGAUUAAGUUUGUCAAUAGCAAAAGAGAAAGUGUUUGUUUCUGUUCGAUGUUACUCUCCCAACGUGCAAACCACCCUACGAUUGCCUGUUUACCCUACGAAUACAGACAACCACCCAUCAUGUUGGUCUUUUCUGCCACCAGAAGACGGGCGAAAUGGAGUCCUCUCCGGAUGCACAAGAAACGUGAGGAAUAUUAUUAACAAUGAAAACAGACGCGCGUCAAAACACAUCCCAAACUGUUUCGUCACAGAGAUUAUGUCGAUUGCGAAUCAGUUUUGUAAUCACUUUACAAAAGCUCGUGGUUUGGACUGGACCAGACAGGAUUGAAUACCAUGUAGAUGUUGUUGUAAAAUAGUCAAGAUGCAUACGAUUUCCAAUAAUAACAGCAGCCUUGCCUCAUCAUAUUUGUUGAAAAUACGUAUUUAUUUUUGAAUUGUAUGUACCCAACCAGAAUUAUACGAAAAUUUUGAUUUAGAUAAUCUUGUCUUCUAAGAUGACAUUUGGUGCAGGUCUGCUAGAUUGAUAAACCAUAUUCGAUCACAGGGAGAAUGUUCU